UAGUUAAUACAGAUCAUAGGUGGGGUUAGAAUUAGAAUCCCAAACAAAAAAUAACAGAAGGGCAAAGUGUGAAACCCUGCGUAUAUAUAAACACAUCAAAAUGUGUAAGAGUGAAAUCAUUAAAUACAUACACAUAACAAAAUAAAAUAUAAGAGAACAAACCAAAAAGGCCCAAAAAAAAAGAGUAUUGGUUGGUGGUUACGUUUAUUAAAGAGAAGAACCAACUCAUUUCUCAUUUCCCCACUAUAUCUUCCUAUUCUUGCUCCCCAAAACUAAAAUUUCAAAACAUAUAGCUCUCUAUUUCUUCAUACCCACCAAAUAGGAAGAUAAACAAAAAUAAUGGCCAAAAUUAUAUCCACCGUUGCUACCAUAUUCUUCUUGGUAAUGACUUGUGCGUGGGCGCAGCAGGCCCCAGCGCAGGCACCGAUGGAUGGGAGUAUGGGGCCGACGGCGUCUGCGCCGGGGCCUGACUGCAUGACCGUGCUGAUGGGGAUGGCUGACUGCCUGUCUUACGUGCAGACAGGCAGCAACCUCACCACACCGGAUAAGCCUUGUUGCUCUGAGCUUCAGUCAUUGGUGGACAAUAACCCAAUAUGCCUUUGUGAGUUUUUAGCCCACAGUGGUGACUCUGGCUUUCAGAUCGAUAUCAGUAAGGCUAAAAAGCUUCCUUCUGUUUGUAAAGUUGAUACUCCACCUCCUAGCACCUGUGCCUUGGUGGGAAUACCAGUGGGAAGUCCAACUUCAUCAGACGGUCCAAGCGCUUCAUCACCAAUGGGUACAGUUAGUGGUCCUACAGCUGAAUCGCCUGGAGCCACAAAAGAUGAUGGAAAUAGAGGUUCAACCAGCUCCAUUGUAGCAGUGCUUCUUGGGUUUGCAGUCACCAUAUCAUUCUUUUCUUCUAUUUGAUCCAUUUUAAUUAAUUAAUUGUUAUGUGUUUGUUUGUUAUCUUUAAUUACUAUUUACUUUCAUUUUCAAUAUCCAUUGUUGGGAGACCACAUUCAUCACUUAUGUACUCUUUGUACCCAGAAUUAUAACAUUUAUAUAAUAUGUGUAGGAUUUAUUAUAAAAUAAUUUAUUAUAUUUCCAUUCA
Cannabis sativa is the source of this 1090-nucleotide messenger RNA. RefSeq names its product non-specific lipid transfer protein GPI-anchored 11. Gene Ontology annotation, biological process: lipid transport. The record is from RefSeq and is a predicted model, not a curated record. Lineage: Eukaryota; Viridiplantae; Streptophyta; Magnoliopsida; Rosales; Cannabaceae. The transcript has 3 exons. Gene Ontology annotation, molecular function: lipid binding. The coding region runs from base 340 to 906 and encodes 188 amino acids.